UCCUGUCUGACACCAAACGCACUCCCUUGUCCUGGCCAGUGAAAACACAAAGGGCUGCAGUCACUCAUCCACCCUUUUCCUUCUCGCUGCCUCUUUCCCAGGGUUCUGCACCGGUUUUGACAGCUGGCUGAUAUUGCAGAAUAGUCUGUUCGCCUAUUGUGUUCUGGCGAGAGGAAAGCGCGUUGAGGAGACAGCAUUAUCGCAUCGCAGGAGGCAUCGGGGUGGGCGCAAGGCUCCUGGAAUAAGGAUUUCUGACCACCAUUCCAAAAUUCACAGUGCCUGGAGGAUAUCAAGAUGCUGAGCAAUGGUAUUAUUUUUGUGCAUGUUAUUUCUUCUUUUGUAAUGGAAUCGAAAGUUACGGCUGCUGGAGUUAUGGAAAAUGAAGUACCUCAGGCCUCCAGUCUCUCAUUUCAAUCAGAUGUAACUGGUCUCAUCCAUGUAGCCACCACAAGUCAUCAAGGAUUUGGACAGAAGCUACCUUUGGCAUCAUGGCCAUCGCCCCCAAGGACAGGAAGUAAUGUGAAUCCUUUGCCGCACACUCAGAUGUCAACACCGCCUGCACAAGGACAGGCUAGUACGAGUCCACUUUUCAUCCACUGGGUGCCUACAGUGCUAUCUGUUGAAAAGGACAUUGAUAGACAGCCAUUGUUAGUGCCACACAUCAGAUUAAAGACUGAUGAUAGCUCUGAGAAUAGUGAAUCCGUCAACCAGGAUGAUAUUGGCUCUCCCACAAAUGCCAGUCAACAGCAAGCUGCCACAUUUUCAAAUGGAAACCAAGUCAAUGUCGCAGUUAUCAGGAGAAGUCCUGAGGGAGCCACUCCUACUGGUUUUCCAGAAGUAAUGAACAAAUCUAGUAAUCCCACUGACAUUUCCAUUCCAAACUUGUCCACUGUUAGAUCGCAUCGAGCAGGGCUCUCAGUUACAUCCUUGAUGUAUCCUGCAAGGUUGGGAACUACUCAAGAGAGAUCAAUGAUGCCAAUCUAUACCUUUCCUAGCAUUCAGAAAAGACCAGCCACAGUAAGACCGAUCAUUACCACUCAAAAUACUGAGGCGCCAAGAAAGAUCAAGCCACAAAUUCAAACGGCCUCUGACCACUCUGUGCUUUUUACGGUGUCUGAACUGCCACCUGGGAUAGUGAGCCCAUCCCUAAAAAGAGUUACCCAUCAGACUGCCACAUCAGCCAAUGACAAUUUCAACAAUGGGUUGUCAACAUUAAAAACAACACCCUUGGGCAUUACCCAAUUCAACGAAGACAUGGUGUUAAACAAUACUGCAGCUCCUAGUAAUACAUUGGGAAGGAGUGAACCAACCAGCAAAUCACAUCUUACCAGCUCUCCUGACAAAGGAACAUUGGAUUAUUUACUCACAACAUUGCUUUCUUUCACUCCAGCCUACCAAACUCAGCAAAUGAAGGUUGAUGAGCUGUCAGGAAUUGCGACACUGCCAAUGGAAACCAUGUCCACACAUGAUGCUGCUGCUACCCCCAAGCCAAUCACCGACAUGGGAAAUGGCAAGGGUUGGGACUCCGUUAGCAAUCCACAACCUUUGACCCCACCCACCUCUUGGACAAUGUCAACAGAAUUCACAGAUUCUAUUGUUGGAAUUGAAAAUUCUUCUGGCAUAGAAUCCUCUGCAGCACCCACUGAAUCCAGCUAUAGUUCAAAACAAAACUGCAGUUCAUGUGAAGAUCGGAGCUCCUUUUACCCUGAUGUCAAAGGAACCAAAGGCACCUCUUUAUAUCCUCAUUUCUUGGUUGUCCCUCCAUUGUUUGUGACCCUGCAUACAGAUUGGAACACAGCACUGGCGGAAUGGGGCUUGGCUUGGGACCUCCACGUUUAUGGGGUAGGCUCAGCUUUUGGCUUUGCAGGAGUCAUGUCUGCACUCGGUACCCUCUGUCUCCCCUUCAGAUCUCCACCAGGCUUUGGUUAUUUCAUGGUUUUGAAUGGACUGCUUUUCCUGACGAGCUCAACUAGAACUUUCACUUUCCUUUAUGAUGCCUACUGUUACCAGGACAAAUUACCUGCAAUUGUUGCCUUACUUCUCUACGACUUGGUUUUUCCUUGUCUUACUUCUGCCUUUGCAGUCAUAAUCUUGCUUCUUUCUGAGAGACCUGGAAGGCAGGUUGCGUCAUCAAAAUUCCAGCGAUCAUGCCUAUUAGCUGCUCUUGUCUUUCUCCACUUCACGCUCAGUGUGAGCAUAAUUCUGGUCAUCACUAUGCUAAAGCAAGCUCCCUUCCUCCUCUUUGUAUCACAUGGGAUUUUUGUGGUAUUGGUGACCAUUCUAUCCAUCCUGUUUUUUGCAGUAUACUGUCACAUCCAUAUGGUUGACACGCAUGUUUAUAAUGUGAAGUCCUCAACGCAUUCCAUGGAAGCCUUUGACACCCAGUCCUUUGGAGACAUUGAGCAUUGGGGAAGGAUGGCCAAGUUAGCCAUGUGGACUGCAGUAUUUGGCCUGUGCUGUGCUGCAUUUCAGUUGUAUGCUAUUCUGUACGGACUAGGCUUGGCUGGAGAUCAUGUUUUCCAGCCUUGGCCCUGGUGGAUUUUCCAAUUUGGCACCAGUUUGUGUGAGGUGGGUAUGUCUCUCACCAUGUCCAUUUUUGGUAUCUACCCUUUAUUUUGCAACCAUAAACAAACAGAUCAUAACUGUUGUACUAAAAUGUUUUGCCUUUCCCCAACACAUGCUUCCAUGAAAGCCCCUAUACUUGCCAACACCUACCAGUGGUCUACCUCUCACCAGGCAAAGCCACUGAGCUGUGACGCAAUUGUACGAAGUGAAUCUGAAUGCUUUCCACUCUACACAUUGUCUGACAACCAACUGAGCAGUGGGGAGGAGAUCAACCUGAUCUAUCACAGCAGUGAGGUAAAAAAUCUGGACCUCCAUUUGAAGUGUGGUGGAUCCUCCAGGACCUCUUCUUUUAUCAGCGUUCAGGUGGACAGUGAUUCCACUGCUGACCUGAGACCCCCUUCUCCCAUUAACUUAAGGCGCAGUAUAGAUGAAGCUCUUUUUAGUGAGGCCCUCAUUCCUGAAGGUCUUUUCCACUGGUCAAGGCUACACAGCUCCAGCAAUAUGUCCCUCUGCGAGAACAGGUCUCUACCGAGCAGCAGCGAAGUCCUCAAGGAGAAGGCAGCAGAUAGAGGACUGUAUCGAACUUCAUCUUGUGCUGGGAUGGAGAGACCAGAGAUUGGCAGGGGAAUCACUAGCACCUUUAGGAAGCUCAAUGUGAUUCAAGCCUUGUCUAUUGAUAGGUGGGAGGAUAGCUCUGCGAGCUCAGUCUGCAGAACAUCCCAGGGAGGAUCUUCACUAGCACUUUGCUCCAACCCAAACAGGCAGGACUUCCCAACCAUCAGCUCUGAGCUCAAAGUUUACCGGAACUUCUCUCAAACAAGUCUUCCUCAGAUUACAAACCAGUUCCAGGCUCUGCCUGCACCAGACAGCAUGGACAACAAUGAUCUCCAAGAAUCAGCAACACAAGCUGAAUUCAUGAAGAUCUGCAGGCAAAUUGACCAGCUGAGUAUUAGCAGUGACACGAUUGAAUUGUGAGUCUGGCAUUGGGACAGUUUCCAGUCCAUGUUAUUUCCACUCUGCCUCCUGUUUAAUAUUUGGAGAUGCUUACGAGGAUAUUUACUUCCUGAAAUGAAGACAUGUAAUGCCUCCAACCAAAAGAUCAGAGAUUGCUGGGCUCAGAAUACAAACAUGAAAUUGGUCUUGAGUGGCAGUGAAGCUGGGAAUCCGGAAUGUGUUUCUUACCCUUUAUUACUCUGAAUUGAAAAGAAUACCAGGUGUAAGGCAUAAUGCACGCUAAAGCUUAUUUCACACUAUCUCCCAAGACUAAUACUGUUGCAAUAGAACUUCUGCAAUUAUGAAAUGUAUAUACAGUGAAAGGCUGUGCUCAUGGUAUGCUGAGAAACUAGGCUUGGUUAACUAGCACUAUUGCCGGUUGUUCUCUUCCAUGAGUUCUGUGUUCUAGAAUUGAGGUGUGGGUAUCAACCAUUAUAGAAGCUAUUCGUCUGAGUAGCCCUAUACCCUUAGCAUGAAUACCAAGAGAAAUCACCGCUGGUGCUCAGUUAAACUGCUGUCAGGCAAACAAACUGACCUCAAUUUAAGCUAGCGAACAAAAAGUAAGUCUAGGCUGUUCUUUACUGAGAGUGCAAUAGUGCAAUAGUGCAUGGACAGGAGUGUGACAACUAGAUGUGCCUCUGCUCUGAUCAAAUAUUUUUCAAUCCUCACUGAAUGGGUUCCAAUAGCAUCACUGGGCAGGUUUGCAUCCAGGAGCCUCUCAGACGGAAUAUCAGAACUGACCCACCAUUCUUUACAGUAAUAAACACUGGCACAUUUAAUCUUACUGCUGCAGAUUCUUGACUGAAAGAGGAUUAAAUUUGCGUCUUCAUGAUGCUCUCUCCAGGGAAGCUUGGAGGUUGCUGAAAACAAGAAAUGGUGGAUACUCUGUCCAAGAUUGCGCUGAGUGUUCAAGACACUGCUGCCUUUUGCUGCUUUAACAAUGAGCCCUAUGGAGCCGAAACAGAACCCUUCAGUGCAACCCAUCUAUGCUAACCAUGAUGGCUACUUACACAAAUCCCAUUUGUUGUCCAUAUGCCUCUACUCUGUUCCUGUCCAAGUGCCCACCCAAAUACUUUUUAAAAGUUGUAAUUAUACCUGCCUCUCUAACUUCCUCUGGCAGCUCAUUCUAUAUAAGCACCCCCCUCUCUCUGUGGAAAAACUGCUCCUCAGAUCUCAUACAUUCAUUAUGCCUGUGGCAACAUAUAUUAUCCAAUCAAGCAGACCAUUGUCCAAAUAGGUCAACAAGGGAUUAUACCUAGGAUAUUCCAAUGAAGGGUCCAAGAUCUGAAACGUUUACUGUUUUGCUUUCAACAGAUGCUGGGUGUUUCCUGCAUUUUCAAUUUUUGACUUGAGAUUUCCAAAAUCUUGAGAUUGUUUGAUUUUCAUUUCCUUGGGAUACUUUUGCUGGUGUAAAUUCAGAAGCUGUGAAUGGGUUCUGACUGUAUGUGGCCAGAUUUCCAGCUACACUGUUGCCAAGAAAGGCCUGUCACCAGCAGCAAAUAUUCAUCGAAAAAUACCAAGACUGAUAACGUGCAUUUAGUCAAUCUGAACAGCUGGUCAUAUACUGUCCUUGUCUCUAAUUCUACCAGGUCUCAUCAUCACCCUCUCUUAGAGAGUAUCAACACUUACUCUCAUCCCCUUACAUUCUUUCCUUUGUUCCCUUCUCCCUCUUCCUUCUAAUGAAACAUCAACUUGAACUUUGUUUCUUUGCCUUGUCAAUGCUGCUUGACCUCCUGAAUAUCUCCAACAUUUUCUGUAUUUUUUAAAUUUCAGAUUUCCAAAACUCCAAGCCUUUUGGUUUUAGCCUACAAAAUACCAACUGCAUCCAUUCAAUUAAUAACUCAUUCAGUCAAAAAUCUGAUCCAACAAGGUGCCAGGCACGGUGCCAAUUGGGCAUUAAAUUCUGCACUUUAAUUCCUGAAUGCACUGAACUUUGAAUUUCUCAAAAGGUGCUAUAGUCAAUCAUACUAUAAGGCUUGUUGACACAACUGUGCAUUUUCAUAUCUUAGAAUUCACCUGUUUCCUCCAUGAUAUGGCAAAAGGCAAAAAAUAAUUUGGGAAAUAAAUUGUUGGAACUGCCAAUCUCUUAGUGUUGGAAGUCACAAUUCUGACACCAUAGAUAACAAAACCCAUACCUCAAAAUGGCUGCAAAAAUAUUUAUUACAGGUUAUUGACUAGUUGUAUGAAUUUUCUUUUUUGUUGCUGAGAAUGGAAGUUCCAGCACCUUGCUUCCUAAACAUUUAGGGAGGUUUAUUGAUACAUUGCCACUGAUGGUAAAUCUCUCUAACCCCAUUUAGAUAUGUAAAAUUUUCUCUUUGUCUUCAUUAAACUAAGAGUGGAAUGAGAUCAAUAUCAUCAAUGACUAGGGCCCUGGAGAUUAAUUCCACUUUC
This is a messenger RNA of Mobula hypostoma (lesser devil ray), 5949 nucleotides long. Its product is annotated as proline-rich transmembrane protein 4-like. The transcript has 4 exons. Lineage: Eukaryota; Metazoa; Chordata; Chondrichthyes; Myliobatiformes; Myliobatidae. Bases 295 to 3540 code for a protein of 1081 amino acids. The record is from RefSeq and is a predicted model, not a curated record.